Molecule: messenger RNA, 927 nt
Organism: Gavia stellata (red-throated loon)
Lineage: Eukaryota; Metazoa; Chordata; Aves; Gaviiformes; Gaviidae
Gene: ALX3
Product: ALX homeobox 3
Exons: 4
Coding region: 1-927 (308 amino acids)
Biological process (GO): regulation of transcription by RNA polymerase II
Molecular function (GO): DNA-binding transcription factor activity, RNA polymerase II-specific; RNA polymerase II transcription regulatory region sequence-specific DNA binding
Source: RefSeq, a predicted model, not a curated record
AUGGAGGCACCGGGCUGCCCGGCCUUCCCCCCGCCGCGCCGGCCUGGGCCCCCCCCGGGGCUCCCCGGAGCUCCCACCGCCUUCACCGUCGGUCCACCGGGACCCCCCCGGCAUCCGCCGCCGCUCAGCCCCCGCCCGGCCCGCUGCCCGCCGGACAAGGCACAGCCCCGGUACCUGGGGGUCACCGGCCCGGGGCCCCUCGCCGUGGCCGUCAAUGGGAAGCCCCUCUACCCGGCCGGGGCUGCAGGCGGCGAGAAGGGAUGCAAAGGCGGGUACCAGGCGAUGCCCCCAGCCUGCCGGGCCCCCCUGAAAGCCCCGGGGGAGCUGGGGUGCCCGCUGGCAGCACCCCUGGGCAGCCUACGGGAACACGGGGUCCCCGAGCUCCCCGAGCCCCUGGGCAAGAGCAAGAAGCGGAGGAACAGGACGACCUUCAGCACGUUCCAGCUGGAGGAGCUGGAGAAGGUCUUCCAGAAGACGCAUUACCCCGACGUCUACGCCCGUGAGCAGUUGGCACUACGGACGGACCUGACCGAAGCCAGGGUGCAGGUCUGGUUCCAGAACCGACGGGCCAAGUGGCGGAAACGGGAACGUUACGGGAAAAUCCAGGAGCUGCAGAACAACCUCUGGCCGAGCUCCGGCCCCGGGAGCCCCGCGGGGCUCCUGCCCCCCGAGAGCAUCCCGUCCCCCUGCAUGUCUCCGUACCCCCACGCUCACAGCAACAUCGCCGGCUUCAUGGGCAUCCCCGCUUCUCCCGGCCCCCACCCCGGCAUCAACAGCCUCUACUCCCUGCACGGCCUCCCCACCCCGGCCCUGGGCACCCACCCCUUCGAGCCGGCACCCGAACACGACUACAAGUCGCCCACCCUGGUGCCGCUGAGGAUGAAGAGCAAAGAGGCGACCAGCAGCCUGCUGAACUGGGCUACGUGA